Messenger RNA from Diorhabda sublineata, 1416 nucleotides. Its product is annotated as potassium/sodium hyperpolarization-activated cyclic nucleotide-gated channel 1-like. The transcript has a single exon. Lineage: Eukaryota; Metazoa; Arthropoda; Insecta; Coleoptera; Chrysomelidae. Bases 1 to 1416 code for a protein of 471 amino acids. The record is from RefSeq and is a predicted model, not a curated record.
AUGGUGGUAAUAAUUAAACCCCUAGAUGUUGGUAUUAGAGAUGGUCGUUCAGGAUCCUGUCCAGCUCCUGAAGGUUUCAAGUACCAAGAUCGUGACUUUAAUUUUCGUUGUUAUGCAAUAAUUUCAACAAUAGUCGACAUACUCUGUUGGAGUGACAUAAUAAUGCAAUUUUUCACUGGAUACGAAAAUCAAGAGAAGAGGUUCAUUGAACUUCGACCGAAGAGCAUAGCGAAAAAUUACGUUUUUGGUCCAUUCUUUUUAAUCGAUCUGUUCAACGUUCUACCAAGAUUUACACUAAGAUGCUUCAUGGAUCAGCCUGCUUUAUACAUACUGGGAAUACAGAAUAUAUUCUGUUUAGCAAAAGCAAUUCGAUUCUUCACACUACUAAAUAACUCAUCACGAGUGUUAAUAUAUCUAGGUGUAACGUCAAAAAUAAGCUUCAUAGCUUUUUAUUACUCUAUUAUCACUAUUUUUGCGAUACAUUAUGUAACAAUGUUCAAUAUAGGAAUGAUACGCGUUAUACGAGUCUAUUUUGGAUACGGAGCUUGUUGGAAAGUAAUAAAACAAGAACAAAGAACUUUGUCAGGAACUUACAUGAAAUACGUGUUCAGAUCCUGUGCUUACUUACUGGCUACGAUGCUUCCUAGAAAAUUCUACAAAAAUAUGGAAAUCGAAGAGAGUAUUGUUCUUAGUGUAUCUUAUAUUUUUGGAAAAUUCUACAUAAUUAUAUCAUGGAUAAUUAUUGCUUCUACUAUUCUACAAUCACGAUCAUUGUAUAUGAAAUAUCAAAUGCUAAUUGAACAAGUUCAAGCGUACAUGACAAAUAAAAACGUUCCCAAUGAAUUGAAACAAAAAGUUCUACAAUAUUAUGAAUACAAAUAUCAUGGGAAAUAUUAUCAAGAAAAGCUACUAACUUCCUUAAUAUCAACUCAACUGAAAAAGGAGAUGAAAUUUCAUUCAUGUAGUCAGUUCAUAGAUAAAGUUAUAAUUUUCAAUGAUCUUUCAGUGGAAGAUAUUAAGGAAGUAACAAAAGUACUUAUACCUGAGAUUAUUCUAGCAUCUGAUACCAUUUAUCGAGCAGGAAACCAAGGAGAUUGUAUGUAUUUUAUAGCUAGUGGUACAAUUGCCUUAUAUACACCUUCUGGACAAGAACUGUGUCAUAUUCAAGAUGGGGGAUAUUUUGGAGAGCUCGCUUUUCUAAUAGAAUCGGCCAUACGGCCAUUGUCCGCCAUUGCAAUUGAACAUUCUAAUGUAUAUAAAAUGGAUAGAGCCGAUUUCCAAAAAAUUUUAAUGAAAAACAAAAUCGUACAUGGCAAAGUUAAUUCAUACGCAAAAAAGUUGCUGCAAGCUGCUCAGAAAUUGGAAGAAGCGUAUAUGAUGGAUAUGUUGGACAAUCGUUAUAGUACAAUUAUGUAG